AUGUUAUUGUCUGAUACAGAGAUUGAGUCAAUUACAUCCGUUCUCCAUGCGUACGGAAACGCUCUCAAGAGCCGUAACGUUGAGGAAGCCGUCGCGCUUUACACAUCUGAUGGUGUCAUAAUGCCGCCGCACUUCACGGCCAGCGCAGGCACAAGCGCACUCCGGGAGUCUUACACCAGGAUCUUCUCGUCAAUACAACUGGUUAUUGCUUUUAGCAUUGACGAAGUUGUAGUCAUGUCCCCCGAGUGGGCCUUUGCGAGGACAACGGCAGAGGGUACGAAGACGAUGCUGGCAACACAGGAAUCAGAGCCACAUGCAAACCAAGAACUGUUCAUCAUGAAAAAGGAAGAGGGGUCGUGGAAAAUUGCCAGAUAUGCCUUUUCAACUAUGAAGCCACUCGUACAAGAUGGUAUUCGCAGAAGUUGA
Clonostachys byssicola is the source of this 426-nucleotide messenger RNA. Lineage: Eukaryota; Fungi; Ascomycota; Sordariomycetes; Hypocreales; Bionectriaceae. The record is from the annotation of a GenBank genome assembly.